Molecule: messenger RNA, 819 nt
Organism: Dioszegia hungarica
Lineage: Eukaryota; Fungi; Basidiomycota; Tremellomycetes; Tremellales; Bulleribasidiaceae
Product: Phosphoenolpyruvate/pyruvate domain-containing protein
Exons: 5
Coding region: 1-819 (272 amino acids)
Cellular component (GO): cytoplasm
Molecular function (GO): aldehyde-lyase activity
Source: RefSeq, a predicted model, not a curated record
AUGUCCAAACUCGUCGACUAUGAGGGCCAGCUGAUCCACUCGAACCCGCUCAAGGACCUGAUGGAAGAGGGCAAAUUCGGCACAUCUUUCACCAUCACCAUCGCGCCCGGUCUUGAGGUGCUGCAGCUCGCAAAGUAUGCCGGGCUCAAGUCGAUCACGCUCAACAUGGAGCACAGGAAGACGGAUGUCGAGACGGCGGCGGACGUCUGCGUCAUGUGUCUGGCCUUAGGCAUCUCGCCGGUGAUCGUUGUGCCUUGCAACCAGAGCGAGUGGAUCUCCCGAUUACUGGAUAACGGAGCUCAGGGCAUUGUUGUGCCAAGGAUCAAUACCGCAGAAAUGGCGAGGACACUCGUCAAGUACAGCAAGCACCGGCCCAUCGGAGAACGUCCACUCGCCUUCACCCCUCAACUCAACUUUGAUAUCAAGAACUUCAACGGGGCUUUCAAGGCGCAGAACGAUACCACCCUCACCAUUCCCAUGAUCGAGACCAAGGAGGGCGUCGAGAACUGCGGGGAGAUCGCGAGGGUCCCUGGCGUUGACAUGAUCUUCAUUGGCGUGCACGACCUCUCCGAUGAUCUCGGCGCUGCUGGACAAUUUGACAAUCCCGAACUCCAAGCCGCUAUCAAGCGCAUUUGUCGUGCUGGCACCGAGGCGGGGAUCUUUCUCGGGUUGGGAGGGAUGGAGAACAGGCUCGAUCUCGUCACAGCUUUCAGGAAGGAGUUUCCGGCCAUCCGCUUCGCUAUGGCUGGGCGGGACUCUUUUGCCCUACUCAAGGGCAUGCGGGACGUCAUGGCGAAGAUGGCGGCUCUUGACGAGUAG